This is a messenger RNA of Phytophthora nicotianae INRA-310, 261 nucleotides long. RefSeq lists its product as hypothetical. The transcript has a single exon. The record is from RefSeq and is a predicted model, not a curated record. NCBI's taxonomy places the organism in Eukaryota, Oomycota, Peronosporomycetes, Peronosporales, Peronosporaceae. The coding region runs from base 1 to 261 and encodes 86 amino acids.
AUGAUGUCGAGUGAGCGGCCACCCGAUGUGAACGCUCCAUUGUGCUGCUACUGCCAAGGAUCAACCUUCUACACGUACGAGACGAAACGAUACACCUACGGAGCUAUGGAUGGCAAGGUGGAGCGCCAGUCGAAUUUCGUGUCGCGUUCCAGCCAUCUCGUGUGGAUGAAUUCGUACUAUUUCGCAGAGUUGGAGGGGCUCGCUUCGUUCAAGUCGAAUACUUUCCGACUGAUCAAUGUGGAUACCUUUACUCUCCCUUAG